Histoplasma capsulatum G186AR is the source of this 2428-nucleotide messenger RNA. RefSeq names its product RING finger domain-containing protein. Gene Ontology annotation, biological process: positive regulation of transcription by RNA polymerase II. NCBI's taxonomy places the organism in Eukaryota, Fungi, Ascomycota, Eurotiomycetes, Onygenales, Ajellomycetaceae. Bases 1 to 2190 code for a protein of 729 amino acids. Gene Ontology annotation, molecular function: metal ion binding; transcription cis-regulatory region binding. The record is from RefSeq and is a predicted model, not a curated record. The transcript has 3 exons.
AUGUCGUCCGGUCCUGGCCAGUCUUCUGUCCCCUCAAAAGCAAUCAACAUCCCCAGUCAGCCUUCCCAGUCGUUCCAGGUUGCCUCAAAUCCGGGCAUUGAAACCGCUUCUCAACGGAGAACCUCGGCGUUCUUGGGUGCUGGGUCGUCAUCCAAGAACUUAUCGUCUCCAAGGAACCAUCAGACAAGGAAGAACCAGCAUAAACGGCAUCGUCGUCCUCGCUUGGAUGACGAGGAUGUCUUUGCAGAAUCCGCUGCGAUGAAGUCCACAAUGAGCCGGAAGGGGCAGACCUCCAUCACACAUUUGAUGAACUUUUCUCUCCCCCCUCGGCCCCAACAAAAUCUCAAUGGAUAUUCUCGUGGUCCAAGGCGCAACAACGCAUGGGGUCCGCGUUCUGGUUAUCACGCCGUUGACAAAGCCAGCUGCCCGAUCUGCCUCUCCACCCCAAUCGCUCCCCGUAUGGCUAAAUGUGGACACGUCUUUUGCCUUCCAUGCGUUAUCCGGUACAUGCACUCGACGGAUGAGUCGAACCCUCUUCCGGAAAAAAAGGCUCGUUGGAAGAAAUGCCCAAUUUGUUGGGAUACCGUCUAUAUAUCGGAUAUACGGCCUGUUGGGUGGUAUAGGGGUCAAACAGAUACCCCUACUGAGGGUGGGGACGUUGUGCUUAGAUUGGUUAUGCGACACCCCGGAAGCACCCUUGCCCUUCCACGGGAUGGUGUGGAAAAAUCGCUUGGUCUGGACGACGAUAUUCCUUGGUAUCAUGUGGCAGAGGUACCUGACUAUGCGCGGAUAAUGAAAGGAGGCGAGGAUUACAUGAUUUCCCAAUACGACAAUGAAAUCCAAGACCUGUUACGGCAGGCGCAGGAAGAUGAAUUGCUUUUCGGCGAUGAUAGCACUUGGACCCGGAAAGCUGUCGCGGCAAUAAGAGAGGCGAAGGAAAAAGUGAAGGAUAUUGGGAAUCCGCCAAUCCCACCCCGUCAACCUCCUGAGCGUCGUCCCACUAGAAUCCCUAUCAAGUUUGAGCAACCGCCGGAUGGUGUCCCAGAGAUGUAUAAAAUCCGCCAUGCUACAAAACCCGGACAGACCUUACCCAACAAUGCACAUACUCCGUCGAAUCCGACGCCUACCGCGCAAAAUACUUUCCCCAAUCAUGACCAAUUGGACGAUGUUUCGGUAGCUAUAUCGAAACUAGAGGUUAAUCAAAUCCUAGAAAUGCAAAACCAGAGGACGCAUAGCAAUCUUGGUGCACAGUCUAAAACUGCAGGAAAAGCUAGAGAUGCCAGUGGCGGUCCACAUCCUCCUGAUCAUCCUUUCUACUUUUAUCAAGCACUUCCCCACUUUUAUCUUUCCUCAUUAGAUAUCCGCAUCCUCAAGGCUGCAUUUGGGGACUACUCCCAAUUCCCUUCAACCAUCCUUCCGCGUAUUGAACGUAUAUCAACAGGACACAUUGUGGACGAGGAUCUACGGAAACGCACGAAAUAUCUCGGCCACCUCCCUUACGGCUGCGAAGUCAGCUUUCUCGAGUGCGACUGGAGAGACUUGGUUGGUUCAGACGUCCUCCAGCAAUUUAGUGGCGAUAUCGAGCGACGACGAAAACGAAACCGAGAAAAAGCGGCACAGGAGGAAAAGGAACGCAUUCGUGCCGAGAAGAAUGAAGAAGAACAACGCUGGGCUUCCGCUCGACGGAAGCGGCCGAGUGUAUCCGCUGCCGACAGGCCGUUUUCUGAGAAUGACUUUCAACCUCUUGGUUUCGAAGCUUCGUCAUCAGCGCCCGGCUUCGAUCCGACUAUGUCAUCCGCCUCACCACCCUGGUCCUCGUCGAGGGGCAGGAAUCGACCAUCAUUUACCGCGUUGGCAUCGCCAUCCGGAAGUCCGCCUGACUCAUCUGCCGCUACCACUGCUGGGCCUACGUUGCAUCGGACAGUUUGGGGCACGGCAGCUAUUGCUCCAACGUCACCGCAGGCUACGUAUAGGAACCCCGACCGUGAGCCGAAUGAUGGGUGGCUACAGGACUGGGAACGGGAGUUGAUGGUCGAGCAAGAGCACAAAAUCCUUGCUGCGACGACUAAUAUCGACAGUGAUGGUCCCAGGAAUAGUACUAAUGCCACCGGUACAGGGACAACAGGCGGGAAGAAGAAGAAAAACAAGAAAAUUACACUGAUGUCGACGACGGCACGGCGGGCGGCUUGACAACAUGGAAAUCAAAACGGAAGGUGUAAUUUUAUUUUACCUUGCCUUUUCAGCCACUCUGCAGUGUCCUCUCUGCUUCCUACUCCACUUGGGUUGUUCUUUCUUUUUUUCCUUCCUGCAAGCUUUUUCUAUAUUUUGCAUAAUAUGCUUGCGUCUAUUGGUAGAUUCGCUCCCCACGAAUGCCCAUGUCGUCUUUUUUAUAGAAUUCUAUAUACAUAUAUAAUUUAUUUCUCAACAU